CACAAUCUCUCUCUCUCUCUCUCUCGUAAAUGGUGCUCAGCUCAGAUCAGAUGGGUUCCUUUUUGCACUUAGCGGUUCCUCCUGAUGACGGAAACCUUGGUCCUAUUCCAGCAUCCCAAGUGAAGGAUGAGAAGCAAUUGGGUGAGGAGGUUAGCAAAACCACAACCAACUUGUCUUCUUCUUCUUCUUCUUCUUCAGUUUCGACGCAUACUAGGGCUAUUGGGAUCAUUCAUCCUCCCCUAGAAAUCAGAAUCGUUCUCGACAAAACUGCCGAAUUCGUGGCAAAGAAUGGACCCGGAUUUGAGAAAAGGGUCGUUGCUGAGAAUACUGGAAAUCAAAAGUUCAACUUUUUGAUUUCCUCAAGCCCUUUUCACGCAUAUUAUCAGCAUCGCUUGCUUGAGUUCUGUGCUAAAAAUCAGUCUUCUGGACAGCAACAGCAACAGCAACCUUCUUUGCAGCAGCCUGCAGCAGAUCCCUCUGCCCAGUUUAAACCAGUGCUCAAAGUGCUCGAAACACCCGAAGCUGAGGAGUAUACUGUUCGGCUUCCUCAAGGAAUUACUGGGGAAGAUUUGGAUAUUAUUAUGCUCACAGCCCAGUCCGUGGCUCGAAAUGGGAAAUCGUUUUUGACAGCAUUGGUAAACAGGGAAAUCAAUAACCCCCAGUUCCAUUUUCUGAUGAUUCGUACCCCUAGAAUGUCUACGUUUUUCUCUUUUCUUGUAGAUGCGUAUUCGAAGGUGGUGAUGCCGCCCAAGGGUUUGACAGAGAAGCUUAAGAAAAGUGUUGCAGACAUGGAAACUGUGCUUGAAAGGUGUGUGCGUCGGCUGGAGUGGGAACGUUCACAAGAGCAGGCAAAGCAGAAGGCUGAAGAUGAGAUUGAGCAGGAAAGGAUACAAAUGGCUAUGAUUGAUUGGUAUGAUUUUUCUGUGAUUGAAACAAUAAACUUUGCCGAUGAUGAAGACGAGGAUUUACCUCCUCCAAUGGCCCUUGACGAGGUUAUGAGGAGAAGCAAGGUCACUGAUAUGGAAGAAGAUAUUGUUCAGCCUGGUGAGCAGGUGGAAAUGGAAAUGGAUGAAGAAGAGAUGCAGCUUGUUGAGGAGGGCUUCAUGACAGAGGAUCCAGAACCACCACUGAGAAUUGUGAACAAUUGGAAGAGACCUGAGGACAGGAUCCUUGCCCAAAGAGACCCAACAAAGUAUGUCAUUUCUCCAAUCACUGGGGAGCUUAUCCCUAUCAAUGAGAUGUCUGAACACAUGAGGAUUUCUCUAAUUGAUCCAAAAUAUCAAGAGCAGAAAGAAAGGAUGUUUGUUAAGCUUCGGGAGACUACGCUUGCUCAGGAUGACGAAAUCUCAAGAAACAUUCUGGGCCUUGCACGAACCCGCCCUGACAUUUUCGGUACCACAGAGGAAGAAGUUUCUAACGCAGUCAAGGCUGAGAUUGAAAGAAAGAAAGAUGAGCAACCACAACAGGUCAUCCGGGAUGGUCACACUGAAAGCACUAGCCGCACAGAAAAUCAUGUCCUUAACAAUGAUGCAAGAAACCUUCCUGGUCCUGCAGCUCCUCCUCUGUCUAGACCCCGAGUUGUCCAAUAUCAAUCAGUUAGACCACCCCCACCCGGUUCUCGGUUUACAGUCAUGCAAGUUCCCCGAGCUUAUAACCCCCUUGCUGUUCCUCCACCUACAAUGCAGAUGAUGCCACCACCACCAUUGCCUCAGGGGAUGCCUCCACCACCACUUCCAGAAGAACCUGCGCCAAAGCGGCAGAAGCUUGAUGAUUCUACGCUUAUUCCAGAAGAUCAGUUUUUGGCACAGCAUUCGGGACCCAUCCACAUCACAGUAUCCGUCCCCAAUGUUGAUGAAGGUAAUCUGAAGGGACAACUUUUGGAGAUUAUGGUGCACUCUUUAUCUGAAAAUGUUGGAAGUCUGAAAGAAAAAAUCUCUGGGGAGAUCCAGCUUCCUGCAAACAAGCAGAAACUGAGUGGAAAACCUGGUUUUCUCAAGGACAAUAUGUCGCUUGCAUAUUACAAUGUCGGAGCAGGAGAAACACUUACUCUUUCAUUAAGAGAGCGUGGUGGAAGAAAGCGAUUUCAUUAAGAGAGCGUGGUGGAAGAAAGCGAUGAAACAGAUUAAAUAACCAGGACGAUUAAGGUGUCGUAUCUAAUACAGAUUUGGUGCCUCAGCGAGUGUCUCUGGAGGACAAUGGGAAGUAGAUCAGUUCCUUUUGCUUAGCCAGAGCAAGUCAUUUGCUUAUAUAUCUAAUUACGGCUUUUUUUUGCAAUGCAGUUUUUUUCUCUGGAAACGAUGUGCCUCAUAAUCGUAUUAUGGCUUUGAUAUCCAUAGAAGCAUGAUUGAUGUCAGAAGACCUUUGUUUGUUUAAAUUAUUUUUGAUGUUCACUUCAAAUUUUGUUGCUGAAAUAUUUUUCUCUUUGAUGAAUGUUUGGUAUUUUGGGCGUUAUCUAAGUAUGUAGUUUCAUUUUGUAGGGUUAAGCUAUACUGUGCACUUAUCAAAGGGGUGAUGCCUCUAGAAACUUGUAUUGUUUUGCACUCAUGUUAUCCUUGAACCAGCCAAUAGCAAGCAGUGGCUGGUAGAGUUGGUGUUUUCUGAUGUUGGUUAACUGCAGGACAAACGCUUAGAGCUACUUGUUGGGACUCAUAAAAUGGUCUGUGCAACCAGUUAGAUGUGUCUUCUUCUUUAAGCAUCUAAGCCAGUAUACUGAAAUCCCCCUGAACUUGUAGCUACUUCUCGACUAGUGUAAUCUUUGUUUUACCGUUGAUCCAUAUAGGUUCCACAUCUCAUCAAUGGGCAGACCUUACCAAAAUCCGAUGGAAGAAUACUGGUUCAUGCAUCAUCACUUUCGAUGAUCGUUCUUCAGUCGGUUUUAAGUUACCAAAGCAGCGUGCAAGUAACCUUUUCAUGUCAGUUUGAGCACCAAUCUCUUAUAGUCACAUAGCUAGUUGUAACUUGGAUUGUAGGGUGGAGGAUGUAAGCUGGUAUCUGGUGAAUGAGCUUGACCACCAGUUGGGUUUAUGAGUUGUCUUGGAAACAGAGUGGUGGUUGCGUCAAUAUAGGCAUCAAGGAAAAGAUUGCAGAAGUCAAGAAAAGAAGAAAUUGCAUUGAAUUAGGAAGGGUCAUGAAUCGCGUUGUGCUUGCUUACCUUAAGUGUGAUCGAAAUCACAAGUGAAUUACAUAUAUUUCUAACUUAAGAAUUAAUGACAAGUGACUUAUAGCUUAAGUGAUUAAGAGUAGUUAUCCCUACACCCUGAGGUCUUGUGUUCAAAUUCCCCCUCGAUAUCGCUUAUAAUUGCUGUUGUAUUGUAUCCAUGAUACUGUUUUUGCCUUGUUGGAAAAUCUUGGUCGUGUUGACAAGUUUCAACAGAGUUGUUUUACUUGUUAUUCUAAUAAGAAAAUAUAUGGGGAAAUUGAGUUGGCCAAAGAAGAGAUUAUUAAUGUGGGAGAUGUGCGUCUAGUCUUAUUAUUUGCAUAUGAAUUAUUGGAGGAUUAGCUAACCAUUAUAGUCCUCCCACUAAAGACAGUUCAUGGAGUUAAAUUAUUCGCCUUUAUGGUUAUGAGGGAAGUCAUAGUGUGUUUGCUUUUUGUUGGGUUUAAUUAUAUAAUAGUUUUAGGGGAAUUUUUAUUUAAA
This is a messenger RNA of Prunus dulcis (almond), 3637 nucleotides long. RefSeq names its product probable splicing factor 3A subunit 1. NCBI's taxonomy places the organism in Eukaryota, Viridiplantae, Streptophyta, Magnoliopsida, Rosales, Rosaceae. The transcript has 3 exons. The record is from RefSeq and is a predicted model, not a curated record. Gene Ontology annotation, cellular component: U2-type prespliceosome; catalytic step 2 spliceosome; U2 snRNP. The coding region runs from base 30 to 2090 and encodes 686 amino acids. Gene Ontology annotation, biological process: regulation of alternative mRNA splicing, via spliceosome; mRNA cis splicing, via spliceosome. Gene Ontology annotation, molecular function: protein binding; RNA binding.